Molecule: messenger RNA, 948 nt
Organism: Gilbertella persicaria
Lineage: Eukaryota; Fungi; Mucoromycota; Mucoromycetes; Mucorales; Choanephoraceae
Exons: 5
Coding region: 1-948 (315 amino acids)
Source: RefSeq, a predicted model, not a curated record
AUGCUACCACCACCACCUAAAUGUUGUGGUUGUUUACCACUAAGACUAGGUUGUAGUAUGAUAUGUUUAAUAUGGGCGGGGUUCUCAAUGUAUAUGGCAGUGCUGUCUUUUCAGAAUUCAAGCUCACCGACCACCGUAUUUGGCGUGGCUAAUCUGAUUUUAUCUUUGGUUUCUAUUGGCGGCAUUGUUGUCUUGAUUACCAAUUUUGGUCCUUAUGUCCAUACACUAUCGCAUGCUAUCUUUGUAUCUGUCUUUAUUGUACUUGUCGACACAUUUGUUAACGUUAUUUUAUUUAUUACAAGUAAAGCAGAUUAUUAUAAUUGGUGUAUCAAUACUUCUUCAAACGCAAUCAGACAAAACCUAAACACUACCACAAAUGGUAGUAUACCCACAUUUGAUUUUUCAAAUGAUUAUUAUAAUUGUCACAGUCUAUGGGAAGAUGAACUCAAGUUUGGCAUUAUAUUUUAUAUCCUUUUGUUUGCAUUUUAUGCUUAUUGGGCCCUGUGUAUCUAUAGUUACUCGCUUGUUCUUCGAGGUUAUGCGGCAGAAAUGGACUAUCGUUUCGGAUCUGCUAAUAUGCCCAUGAUGAAUUCUGGUGUGGCUUUACCACCCAAUGCCAUACUCAACACACCUGCUGGGGCUGGGGCUGGACCGUUUCUUCCAAAUGACCGCAGUGUGAUUGUACUGAAUAAUGCAAAGCCAAAGUCAAAAUCAACCAAGCGAAUUGAUACAUUCUCAUUCCGAAAGAAGCAAUCUGCUGUUACGCCUCAAGAUUCAUUGCAAGUGCCUUUUUUUGCAGAUCAUCAAAAAGAUUCACAGUUCACUAUUGGGUUUCGGCUAGGUCCCGAUGGUAAUAUCAUUGAUAUCGAGAAUGCGUCCUCGCCCACUUUUGUAGAUCAUAAACAGUUAAAACGUAAACCAGUAAAAGAGGAAGAUGGUUAUUAUUAA